GCAGUCCUUCGCUGCGCGCUGACCCCGAGGAAGGCAGUACUUGGUCAGGGCGCUGAGGGACCCUCCACCGGGACGCCGGCCCCUCCCCGGGCCUCUGCUCACUUGACCCCCACUCCCUAGUCCGUCCCCUUAGUAGGCCUGUCGGAUCGGGGACGUGGGGCGAGCUGAGAGCAGGCCCGGGGUGGGUGGUCACCGUGGUGAAGACGUGGCUGUCAAGAUGAUAGAAGUACUGACAACUGACUCUCAGAAACUGCUACACCAGCUGAACACCCUGUUGGAACAGGAGUCUAGAUGUCAGCCAAAGGUCUGCGGCUUGAAACUAAUUGAGUCGGCCCAUGAUAAUGGCCUCAGAAUGACUGCAAGAUUACGGGACUUUGAAGUAAAAGAUCUACUUAGUCUAACUCAGUUCUUUGGCUUUGACACGGAGACAUUUUCCCUAGCUGUGAAUUUACUGGACAGAUUCUUGUCUAAAAUGAAGGUACAGGCGAAGCAUCUUGGGUGUGUUGGACUGAGCUGCUUUUAUUUGGCUGUGAAAGCGACUGAAGAGGAAAGGAAUGUCCCACUGGCGACUGAUUUGAUCCGAAUAAGUCAGUAUAGGUUCACGGUUUCAGACCUGAUGAGAAUGGAGAAGAUUGUGUUGGAGAAAGUGUGUUGGAAAGUCAAAGCUACUACUGCCUUUCAAUUUCUGCAGCUCUAUUAUUCACUCGUUCACGACACCUUGCCAUUUGAGAGGAGAAACGAUCUGAAUUUUGAAAGACUAGAAGCCCAACUUAAGGCCUGCCACUGCAGGAUCAUAUUUUCUAAGGCAAAGCCUUCUGUGCUGGCGCUAUCUAUCCUUGCGUUGGAGAUCCAAGCACUGAAAUACGUAGAGUUAACAGAAGGAGUAGAAUGUAUUCAGAAACAUUCCAAGAUAAGUGGCCGAGAUUUGACCUUCUGGCAAGAGCUUGUUUCCAAGUGUUUAACUGAAUAUUCAUCAAACAAGUGCUCCAAACCUAACGGUCAGAAGUUGAAAUGGAUUGUGUCUGGACGCACUGCACGGCAACUGAAGCACAGUUAUUAUAGAAUAACUCACCUCCCAACGAUUCCUGAGACCAUUUGUUAGUUGAUAAAUCUGGUUGUUAUUCUCUGUAUACAGAAAAUUUUCCAGUAUGAUCAUUUUCUGCUACAACUGAAGAAUUGAAAUACUAUCUUCAAUAUAAAGAAUAUGGGAUGAAAACAUAAAGGAAAAGUGAAUUGUUGACUGGUCUAGAUAGAGAAUACUGGAAGGCAUUCACUGUGUACAGUGCGUAGCAGUUUUAAGAGAAAAGACAUAUCAAACCCCUAGAUAUACGCUAAUACUUUUCAUCAAAAGAUUAGCGUAGUAGCAAAGAGAAUACUUUAAACUCGAAUUUUAAAAGUAGUUACUGAAAUAGCACUUCUUUAAAUUACGUACCACCCCACUGUAGCUUAUUUAAAGUUGCAUAAGCCCAUGCAGAACAACAAGCAAUGUGACCCAUAUAUGAACAAAUUUUAAUCUGCCCAUCGACUAUGAAAAUGAAGUACAAACCUGGGUGAUGGACUUACAAAGUAAUAUAGGGCAUGCCCAUGUUAGGUUUCUGGAAACUGCCAGAGUGUCUUAAUUCUAUAGCUAGUAUUUUACCUCUAUAGCAUUUGGACUAAUACAAAGUAAUUAUAUGCAUGAAAAUAUAAAAUUGGUCUCUGAUACAUACACAUUUUUGACAUCUAAAUUUCUUAAUCAUAGCAAAGAUUUAUCUUUUUAUGAUUAAAAACAAUUUUUUCCUUAAUGCAUGGCAGCACAUGCCUUUAAUCCCAGCACUAGAGAGGCAGAGACAGGUAGAUCUCUGAGUUCAAAGCCAGGCUGGUCUACACAGUGAGUUCCAAGACAGCUAGAGACCUUGUCUCAAAAACACUCAAAACAACCAAACACCAGGGGUAAAUGUUGCUGGGAAGUCAGGGAAGAUGGUUUAGAAGGGAAGCCUGACAACCUGACUUCAUUCUUCAGGACCCACAUGAUGGAAGGAGAGAACGAAGAACUCCCAAGUUCUCUCACAUAUGCACAUACCUCACCACCCCCCGCAGGAAAUACAUGAUCAUGCGUCUGAGAUAUCACCAGUUCACCUUUAGCAGCUCGCAGUUUGUAGGCAGAUUUCUGUUAAGUUGGGUCUGUGUUGUUUGCCUAUGUAGCAGGAUUACAGCAGCAGCAAAAACGGUCCCUCAAGUCUUUCUGCCACUCUGACCUGAGUUUCCUACGGUACAGGAUUUACUCUGAGAAACCUCAGCACCUUGCCACAGUAGCCUUGGCAGAAUGGCCUCACGGUUAGGGAAACUCCUGAUUCUAAGCUUGGGAGAGCUACGCUUAGAUUUGAAUUCACCCAGGAAGCAUUCAAAUCAAGGCUAAAGACAUAAAUGUGAAAUAAAACUGUGAACCUUCAUUCUAAAGUUCAUCUGACUUCCCAGAUUUGAUCAAUAUAUUCUUAGGUGGUAUUAAAAAUGGUAAACUGCUUAAUUUAAAUCUCAAAAUUUAAAUUAUGAGGUUUACAUAAAAACCAACAUUUCAUGAAUGCACUUUUAAGGUAUUAAAAGGGGUACUUAAGCGGUAAAUGGUUUCUUGGCACCCAUAACCAAGUAAUAGUUAAUUUACAGGUGGGAUUUUUUUUUAUUGCUAUGAGAAUUACAUUUAAAAUUGUGGGUGUUUUAUAUAAAGCAGAUAUCACAAGUUUUGAAAAUUUGUUACCUUUAAUAUUUCUUCUAGAGAAUAGGUGUUUGUAUCCAUAAUAAAAGAAAAAUUUGUCAGAACUGCUGCUUCAAUCUAAUCCCAUUUGAGAGAAUUGUCUUUACUGUCUUAAUAACUGGAUGAAUUAUCACUCUGAAAAUGUAUUUAUUGCACUAAAGUUAGUUUAGGCUUGAUAAAACACUCCAGACAUUUUUACUACAGACUGUUUCUAUAAAACUGCCAUUGCUUCUAAUGGAGAAUUUUAUUUUAAAAGAAAUAAAAUUGCUGAGUUUAUCUGCAAAACCUUUCUCUAAGUCUUAUGGGACGUAAGGAGACACCUCCAUAAUUAUAAGAGCCGUUGUGCUCAGAGUCUCCAUGCUGGCUUGAAUGUAUGAUCCACACUGUUAAAACAUAGGCAGCAGCUCAGGGCCCUGGACAGCCUGAGUCAACCUAGAGUAGCUGGAACCAUUUUGACAUGUAAUGGAUAAGAAAAUUAUCCAUUGAGAAGCUGAACAAUAAACCAAAGAACGGGUGUAUUUUAUCCUUAACCUCUGUAAACCACGUUACACUGAGAACACUUCAGUUCUUCCUAAAGGUUGAUAGGCUUCAGUCUGAAAACAAUAUUGAUUUGGAGUGGACAGAAGUUAACUAACCAACUACCAUUAUGUUUUGAAUACACCUUUCAAUAAAAUGAUUGAAAUGCAA
This is a messenger RNA of Mus musculus (house mouse), 3418 nucleotides long. It is a transcript of the gene Ccng1, whose product is annotated as cyclin G1. Gene Ontology annotation, biological process: regulation of cell cycle. Gene Ontology annotation, cellular component: nucleoplasm; nucleus. The transcript is spliced from 6 exons. The coding region runs from base 218 to 1102 and encodes 294 amino acids. The record is from RefSeq and is marked validated. NCBI's taxonomy places the organism in Eukaryota, Metazoa, Chordata, Mammalia, Rodentia, Muridae.